AGCAUAGAUGCAUAUAGAAAAGAAGAAAGCACAAAGAGUGUCGACAUAAUGGUGUGCCAAGAAGAAGUGUUGAUCUCAAAAGUAUGCGAGCUGUAUUCAGAAAUAGCGAGUCUAGAGAGUCUGAAACCGUGCAAGAAUGUGGACACCCUAUUCACAGAGCUUGUCCUGACAUGCAUACCACCAAGCCCCAUCGAUGUCACAAAGCUCUCAAAGAACCUUCAAGAGAUAAGAUCCAACCUCAUAAGGCUCUGUAGCAUAGCCGAGGGUCAUUUGGAGCACCACUACUCCGCCAUCCUUGGCUCCUACGAUAACCCUCUCCACCAUCUCCACAUCUUCCCUUACUAUAAAAACUACCUCAAACUCGGUCUUCUUGAAUUCACAAUCCUCUCCCAACACUGCGGCCCACAACUCCCCAACAAGAUCGCCUUUGUUGGCUCCGGCCCUCUUCCUCUAACUUCCAUUGUUCUCGCAUCCAACCACCUCCCUUCAACCACUUUCCACAACUAUGACAUCGACUCUUCCGCCAACUCGAGCGCCAUGCGCUUGGUCUCAGGAGAUCCUGACUUGUCCAAGCGCAUGGCGUUUCACACCAAUGAUAUAUUGGAUGUGAGUUGUUUGGAAGAGUUUGACGUUGUUUACUUGGCGGCGCUUGUGGGAAUGGACAAGGAAGAAAAGAACAGAGUGAUUGAUCACUUGUCAAAGUACAUGGCACCUGGUGCUGUUCUUAUGCUGAGGAGUGCUCAUGGCGCUCGUGCUUUUCUGUACCCUGUUGUUGAGCCCUGUGAUCUUAGAGGCUUUGAGGUUCUCUCUGUGUUCCACCCUACUGAUGAGGUUAUCAAUUCUGUUCUCAUAGCCAGAAAAUACCCUCUUUCUGUUGUUGACCAACAACAAGGACUUGGUUCUAUGAUACUACCCAAUAAGUGCUCUGAUGAGAUUCAAGCCUUCAACCACCCUCUCAAUCAUGGCAACAUCAUCAUUGAGGAAUUAACCCUUGACGAUCAACUCUGAUGAUCUCUUCAGAUUUUAGAUAUUUUCUUUAUCUUUACCAAUUGAAUUUGGGGGCCAUGUUCUAGUAGCUUAAUUAGUCUAUAUUUAAUUUCCACUUGUGCUUGCAUCUCAUCCAUCAUCUUACUAGAAUUAUUACAUAUCUUUUCAUAAUGUUACUGCUCAUCUUAAAUUUUCAAUAAAUAUACAAGAUACUAUUGCAAA
This is a messenger RNA of Arachis duranensis, 1209 nucleotides long. Its product is annotated as nicotianamine synthase. Gene Ontology annotation, molecular function: nicotianamine synthase activity. The record is from RefSeq and is a predicted model, not a curated record. NCBI's taxonomy places the organism in Eukaryota, Viridiplantae, Streptophyta, Magnoliopsida, Fabales, Fabaceae. The transcript has a single exon. The coding region runs from base 49 to 1008 and encodes 319 amino acids. Gene Ontology annotation, biological process: nicotianamine biosynthetic process.